Molecule: messenger RNA, 1738 nt
Organism: Oryza brachyantha (malo sina)
Lineage: Eukaryota; Viridiplantae; Streptophyta; Magnoliopsida; Poales; Poaceae
Product: nod factor hydrolase protein 1-like
Exons: 2
Coding region: 85-1569 (494 amino acids)
Biological process (GO): carbohydrate metabolic process; chitin catabolic process
Cellular component (GO): extracellular region
Molecular function (GO): chitin binding; chitinase activity
Source: RefSeq, a predicted model, not a curated record
GAGUAAACUUGCAUGCAAAUGCAAACACUUGCAUACCAACACAACCCAACCCAACCUAGAUUCCCCUCACUCCCAUGAGCGUCCAUGGCACAAAAACAAUGCCUUCUCCCCACCCACCCCCACCUCCGCGCCCUUCCUCACUCGCCAAUGGCGGCCAAGAACGGCCGCCGCCGCCGCCACCUCCACCUCCUCUCCACCAUUCUUGCUCUCACUGUCUCCUCGCUCUCGCUCGCGGACGCGGCUCCGCCGGCGGCGACUCGUAGGAGCCAAGAACCGCGAGAGGCGGUGCGGGCUGGGUACUACCUCGCCGCCGACGCGCACCUCCGGCCGCUCGCCGCGCUCGACGCGUCGCUGUACACGCACCUGUACUAUUACGCGGUGGGCGUCCACCCGGCGAGCCGCGCGCUGCUGCUGCCGGCGGACCCGGCCGGGGCGAGCCUCCUGGGGAACUUCUCCAGGGCGGUCAAGGCGAGGAACGGCGCCGUCAGGACCGUGCUCUCCGUCGGCGCUGCCGCCGGCGGUGCGGUGGCGGGGUCCGGGUCGUCCGACCCCGCGUUCGCCGCCAUGGCCGCCGACCCGGCGUCCCGCGCGGCCUUCAUUGGCGCCGCCAUCGCGGCCGCCAGGGAGAACGGGUUCGACGGGCUCGACGUCGCGUGGCGGUUCCCGGCGUCGGCGGUGGAGAUGGCCGAGUUCGGGUUCCUCGUCACCGAGUGGCGCGCCGCGGCCCCCGCCGGGUUCCUUCUCACGGCCACGGUGUACUUCUCCAACCAUGUGUUCGACGCGCCGUUCGCCGGCGUGGACUACCCGUCCGAGGCCGUGGCGAGGAGCCUCGACUGGGUGAACGUCAUGGCGUUCGGGCUCCGGCCGGCCACCGCCAACGCCACGGCGUUCGACGCGCCGCUCUACGACAGGGAGUCGCACUACUCGGCGAGCUACGGCGUCGUGUCGUGGCUCGACGCCGGCGUGCCGGCGAGCAAGGUGGUGAUGGGGAUCCCGCUCUACGGCCGCUCCUGGUUCCUCCGCAACAAGGCCAACAACGGCGUCGGCGCGCCGGUCGUGGCCGCGGGGCCGAAGCAGCGAGGCAGCAACGCCACGGGCGCCAUGUCCUACGCCGAGGUCCAGUGGCUCGCCGCGACGGUGACGCGCGGGGCGCGCGCGGUGAUCACGGCCUACGACAACGCCUCCGUCGCGUCGUACGUGUCCGUCGGUGACGUCUGGGUCGCCUUCGACGGCGUCGCCGUCGUCGCCGAGAAGCUCGCCUUCGCCGCGCGCUGCGGCCUCCGCGGCUACUUCCUCUGGCCGGUCAACUACGACGACGCCAACCUCACCGUUUCCAGGCGAGCAUCACAAGUCUGGACUCAGAGCAAAUUAGCCUCCUCUGAAUUCAAGAACGUCACCGGCGGUGCCCGGCAGACGCAGGCGCCGGUGCAGCUGCCGCCGGCGCUCCAGUCGCCUGCGCCGACCGCGCCGACGUCGCCAUCGGCGACCUCACGGCUAUCCUGGACAACGCUGGUUCUGCUUGUGCAUAUCCACCUGGGUGCUCUGAUUCUCUUCAGCUACCAAGUCUAGAAAAAAAAAUAUCACAAAAUUCUUUGGUAUUGAUGAAGAUGGCCGGCCGUGCUCGAAUCCAGAUUAGCCAUUCGUUGUAUUUGUAAUUUCGUUUCAAUUUGUACCAUAGCAGCAGGUUCCAAUAGGAGUUCACAUCGACAAAAUGGUUAUCCCACCGUAUUUUUUUAUA